This is a messenger RNA of Austrofundulus limnaeus, 1426 nucleotides long. It is a transcript of the gene nthl1, whose product is annotated as nth-like DNA glycosylase 1. Gene Ontology annotation, cellular component: nucleus. Bases 32 to 1150 code for a protein of 372 amino acids. Lineage: Eukaryota; Metazoa; Chordata; Actinopteri; Cyprinodontiformes; Rivulidae. The transcript has 6 exons. Gene Ontology annotation, biological process: base-excision repair, AP site formation; nucleotide-excision repair; base-excision repair. The record is from RefSeq and is a predicted model, not a curated record. Gene Ontology annotation, molecular function: oxidized pyrimidine nucleobase lesion DNA N-glycosylase activity; DNA-(apurinic or apyrimidinic site) endonuclease activity; DNA binding.
CCGAAUGUGAAGCCAACUUCAGCGCCUGAUCAUGUGUUUGGUAACAAGCAGCGCCACGCUCAGGUCUGCGGCUCGGUGCUGGAUCAACAUGACUUCUCCGUACUUCAUGCAAAGCAGGUCCAUUAUCAGCCGGAGCGGCAGCACACCUGCGGCCUCCCUUAGAUCCAAACUAACCCGCAGACAGGGGGACGUGAACGCAGCACCGCCGGUGGAGGUGAAAGUGGAGGAAGAGGAGGUGAAGCUGGAGGAAUCCUUCACGGUCCCAUCAUCAACCGUUGAUGGCAACAAACUGCUCCAGCCUCAACCACAACGGGAAGCGUCAUUGCAGUCCCCACCCAGAAGCAGAAGAAGACAAGUUAAGCUGGAAUAUGAGAAAGAGGACGCUGCUUCCAGGACAAAAGGGGAGGAAUGGGAACCUGUGGACUGGAAGAAGCAGUUGGAUUUUAUUCGUGACAUGAGGAGCGGUCGCAGCGCUCCUGUGGACAACAUGGGAGCAGAGAAAUGCUACGACACAGACGCUCCUGCACAGGUAAGACGAUUCCAGGUGCUGGUGUCCCUCAUGCUGUCCAGUCAAACAAAAGACCAGGUGACAGCAGCAGCCAUGCAGAAGCUCCGAGCGCACGGCUGCACCGUCGAAAAUAUACUCAGCACUGAUGAUAAAAAACUGGGAGAGCUCAUUUAUCCUGUUGGUUUCUGGAGGAGCAAGGUGAAAUAUCUGAAGCUGACGUCAGCCGUCCUGCAGGAGGAGUUUGGAGGAGAAAUCCCAAACAAUGUGGAGGGGCUGGUACGCCUGCCCGGCGUGGGACCUAAAAUGGCUCACUUAGCCAUGGAUAUCGCCUGGAACCAAGUGUCUGGAAUUGGUGUGGACACCCACGUGCAUCGUAUCUCCAACAGGCUGGGCUGGCUCAGGAAGCCCACCAAGAAUCCAGAAGACACGCGGAGGGCCCUGGAGGACUGGUUACCCAGGGAGCUGUGGAGCGAGAUCAACUGGCUUCUUGUGGGUUUUGGACAGCAGGUUUGUCUCCCUGUCAGCCCCCUCUGCUCCGUCUGUCUGAACCAGUACAGCUGUCCGUCCGCUCACAAGGAUUCUCCUGCAAAAAGACCCAAAACUGGAUCCCCACGCUCUCCAAGUCCACGAAUAAAAAACUGAACCAGGACAGGAAGAUCCUGUUAGCAGGGAGACAGAAAAACAGAAAAACGUUGCUCUCACCAGAAAGAGGAGAACAAAAAAACAAACCUGUUGAUUUUUGUCAUCACAAGUUGUUUAAGCUCAGACUCACACUAAAAACACACAGUAACUGUUUACAGUGGAAAUCUGUGAACGUCAGGUUAUAUGAGAGUUUUUUUGACGCAUUAUUAUCAUCUUUUCCUUUUAUAUUCGGUUAAAUAUUUUACUUUCUCUCAUCAAAUAAAAUAUUUUACUGAA